Molecule: messenger RNA, 824 nt
Organism: Arachis ipaensis
Lineage: Eukaryota; Viridiplantae; Streptophyta; Magnoliopsida; Fabales; Fabaceae
Gene: COP9
Product: COP9 signalosome, subunit CSN8
Biological process (GO): COP9 signalosome assembly; protein deneddylation
Cellular component (GO): COP9 signalosome
Source: RefSeq, a predicted model, not a curated record
AGGUGUUAGCCAGUCCAAAAAAAAAAAAAGGAGGCGUUAGCAGUUAGCAGGGAUGAUAGUGGAGCUGUAAAGCUGAGGAGUGAGUGAGUUGCAGAGAGAAAAAAGAGAGGCAUGGAUUUGUCCAGGGUGAGAGAGUUGUUGGAAUCCAAAUCGUACGACAAGGUAGCCGAUCUCUGCGACAAUCUUAUGCUUCAGGUUGCUUCCGACGGCAUUGCUUAUCACGACGACUGGCCCUACUCCAUUCAUCUUCUCGCUCACAUUUAUGUUCAUGACAUCAAUAGUGCUCGCUUCCUUUGGAAAUCGAUACCUUCUUCAGUCAAAGAAGGCCAGCCUGAAGUCACCGCGGUAUGGAAAAUUGGUCAACGCCUUUGGUUACGCGACUAUGCUGGAGUGCACGAGGCAAUCCGUGGCUAUGAAUGGAGCCAGGACCUCCAAGGACUAGUUGCUGCUUUCUCAGAACUUUACACAAAGAAGAUGUUUCAGCUGCUUCUCUCUGCUUAUUCAACAAUAAGCAUUCAAGAUACUGCUUCAUUUUUGGGAAUGAAUGAGGAUGAUGCUACAAACUAUGUAUUACAGCAUGGUUGGACUGUGGACCCUGCAUCGCAAAUGUUUACUGUGAAGAAGCAACCUAUUGUGACAGAGCAGAAACUUGAUCCUAGUAAAUUACAGCGGCUGACAGAAUAUGUCUUCCAUCUAGAGCAUUGAAGCCUUUAAUCUUGUGAAGAAAUAGAAGAUAGAAAAUUACGACAUAUUUUAUCAACGCAGUUCUCGAUUUAACCGAUCAUAGGUGUUUUUCUCGAAUGUAAAGAUCUUGUCGAUAAUUU